This is a messenger RNA of Zeugodacus cucurbitae (melon fly), 1196 nucleotides long. RefSeq names its product transmembrane emp24 domain-containing protein eca (gene eca). Gene Ontology annotation, biological process: endoplasmic reticulum to Golgi vesicle-mediated transport; intracellular protein transport; Golgi organization. The transcript is spliced from 2 exons. Lineage: Eukaryota; Metazoa; Arthropoda; Insecta; Diptera; Tephritidae. Gene Ontology annotation, cellular component: COPII-coated ER to Golgi transport vesicle; endoplasmic reticulum-Golgi intermediate compartment; Golgi apparatus. Bases 142 to 792 code for a protein of 216 amino acids. The record is from RefSeq and is a predicted model, not a curated record.
CAGAGCAAGGUAUAAAAGCAAAUAAUAAAAUGUCAGAUUUUUCUACAUUGGCAUACGUGUCGAGGUGCCUAUAAACGAAUUAGGAAUUAAUAAAUUUACACUUAUUUUACCAGGGUUUAACCGAUCUAAAAAGGAUAAAUCAUGAGUAAAUAUCUAAUUACCUCAAUUGUGUUGCUUUGUGCGCUACAAACAACAUUUGGACUUUACUUCCACAUAGGUGAAACAGAGCGCAAAUGUUUCAUAGAGGAGGUGCCUGACGAGACAACAGUCAUCGUGAAUUACAAAGUGGAACUUUACGAUCCGCGUUCUAAUGGAUUCAUGCCGUCGUCACCCGGCAUUGGCAUGCAUGUGGAAGUACGUGAUAGCGAUGAUAAAGUUAUACUCUCACGCGUUUAUAGUUCCGAGGGUCGCAUCUCCUUUACUUCACAUAUUCCCGGUGAACACGUAAUUUGCAUGUAUUCGAAUAGCACAGCUUGGUUUAGUGGGGCACAAUUGCGUGUCCAUCUGGAUAUACAAGUGGGCGAACACGCCAUCGAUUACGCGAAUGUAGCACAAAAAGAAAAAUUGACUGAAUUACAAUUGCGCAUACGUCAAUUACUUGAUCAAGUGGAUCAAAUCACCAAAGAACAGAACUAUCAACGUUACAGGGAGGAACGUUUCCGUCAUACGAGUGAAAGCACCAACUCGCGCGUUUUAUGGUGGUCGUUGGCACAAACAUUCGUUCUGGUCUGUAUGGGCUUCUGGCAAAUGCGGCACUUAAAGAGCUUCUUCGAGGCAAAGAAAUUAGUAUAAAGUUUUAUAACGAACGAGUAAGCGGGUGAAUACGAAUACAACAACGGCGGCAAAUUGUUAAUAUUUAGUGAAAAUAAUUUUUGAAUACACACCCUCGGAAGCAAUGCUAAUUAGAAGUAAUUUCAGAAUAUAUGAUUUUAAAAGUUUUUCGAAGUGCCAACAUAUGGGAAAACUAACGUCGACACUAACCAAGUUCAUCCACUUCAUUUAUUCUCAAUCUCAGUUGCUUAUCAAUACAAAUCUUUAUAUCAACACACUCUGUUUUGCAAAGAAUUGCUCAGAAAUAAAAUUAUAGUACUUUAUAAUAUAGUAAAUUUGUUCUGAAUAACAAUGAAACUUUGUAUUAAUCCUACCCAUUUCUGUUUCAUAAUUCUUAGUAAUAAAAAAAAGUAAAUUUAAUUAAA